Molecule: messenger RNA, 3156 nt
Organism: Prunus armeniaca (apricot)
Lineage: Eukaryota; Viridiplantae; Streptophyta; Magnoliopsida; Rosales; Rosaceae
Source: the annotation of a GenBank genome assembly
AUGGGGCAUUCACGCACCAUUCUUGGUAGGCUGAUUUUGUUUCCAUUCCUUCAUGGGUUCAUUCUUUUAUGCAUGAGCACACCUCUGGAAUCUGCAACUCUGUCCAGCGGUAAUACUUUUGGAAGUGAAACUGAUCGCCUGGCGCUGCUGGACUUGAAGAAAAGAAUCACUCGAGAUCCUUUCCAUGUCUUGAGCUCAUGGAAUGAUUCCAUUCAUUUCUGCAAUUGGGUUGGCGUUACGUGCAACCCUUCCACCAAAAGAGUCUUGAUUUUGAACUUGAGUUCUCAUAAACUGGCAGGCUCUAUACCACCUUCUAUUGGAAAUCUUACUCAUCUUACUGGAAUCAACCUCAGAAACAACAGCUUCCAUGGUGAAAUUCCUCAAGAAAUGGGUCGUCUACAAAGCCUGCAAGCUCUCAACCUGUCUGAAAAUUCCUUGGGCGGGAAAAUUCCAACUAAUAUAUCUCACUGUACACAACUACGUGUGCUGAGUCUUUUUUCCAAUCAUAUUAUUGGGUCCAUUCCUAACCAACUUAGUUCAUUGUUGAAUUUAAAUAUUCUAUGGAUUGAUAUUAACAGCCUCACUGGAACAAUCCCGGCCUGGAUUGGAAACUUUUCUUCUUUGCAUGACCUUUUUCUUACCGAGAACAAUUUUCAAGGAAGCAUACCCAAUGACCUGGGGCGUCUGACAAGCUUGGAGAAAUUCACACUUGCAAUGAAUAAUCUGUCUGGUAUUGUCCCUUCUUCAAUCUAUAAUAUUUCUUCCAUAUACAGUUUCAGUUUGACUGACAACCAGCUGCAUGGAGAGCUGCCACAAAAUCUCGGCAUUAAUCUUCCUAAUCUCGAAGAAAUUUAUGGCGGUGGCAACAAUUUCACAGGCAAUGUUCCUGCAUCAUUGUCAAACUCUUCUAGACUCUUGGCUCUAGAUUUUAUUAAAAAUGGUUUCACUGGGACACUCCCUGAAAAUCUUGGAAGCUUGCAAAGCUUAUAUUGGCUAAAUUUUGCUAGCAAUAGACUGGGAAAUGGGAAAACUGGCGACUUGAACUUUCUCAGUUUCUUGGCUAAUUGUACUAGCCUAGAGACGUUGGCUCUUGACACUAAUCAUUUUGGAGGAGAAUUGCCAAGAUCUAUAGCCAACCUUUCUACCCAACUACAUGUUCUUACUUUGGCGCAAAAUUCAAUACACGGAAGUAUCCAUGACGGCAUUGGAAAUCUUGUAAGCUUAAAUCAACUUGAAAUGGAUAACAACUACUUCAGUGGUAGUGUACCUGAUGUAAUUGGGAAGCUUCAAAAGUUACGGAUACUUUCGUUGAAUAAUAACAAAUUUUCUGGGCGGAUACCGUCCUCUUUAGGCAACUUGACUUCAUUGAUAAAUCUCUACAUGGGCAAUAAUAUGUUCCAGGGAAGUAUACCUCCAAGUCUUGGGAAUUGCCGAAGUCUACUCGAACUCAACCUUUCUUAUAACAACAUAACAGGCACCAUACCUGGAGAGCUUGUCGAAGUUUCAUCCCUUUCAAUUUCUUUGGACAUUUCUCAAAAUUCUUUGAUUGGUUCGUUACCAUCCAAUGUGGGUGAUUUGGUAAAUCUUGUGCAGCUGAAUGUAUCGAAUAAUAAGCUAUCAGGUGAAAUCCCCACAACCCUCGGCAGUUGUAUUAUGUUAUUACGCCUGCAUUUGGAGGGUAAUGAAUUUGAAGGAACAAUUCCUCAAUCCCUCACAAAUUUAAGAAGUUUGGAAGAAAUAGAUAUUUCACGCAACAACUUAUCUGGGCAGAUUCCUAAAUUUCUAGAAAAUUUUACGUUUCUUAACCAUCUCAAUCUUUCUUAUAAUGAUUUUGAGGGUGAAUUGCCUAAAGAAGGGAUCUUUUCAAAUGCAAGUGGUCUCUCAGUUAUUGGAAACAAUAGGCUCUGCGGUGGCCUCCCAGAAUUACUUCUGCAUGCAUGCUCCAUCAAAAAGUCCCAUUCAUCUCAACGACUUGCCCCGAAGGUAAUCAUUCCUGUAGCUUGUGCACUUGCGUUCAUAAUCGCUUUGUCAUGCUUCCUCAUUGCUCGUUCAAAGGUGAAAAAGUCAAGAGGUGGACCUGCAACUUCACAUUCUUAUAAGGGUUGGAAAUCAAUCUCUUACUCAGAACUUGUUCAAUCAACUGGCGGGUUCUCUGUGGACAACCUGAUUGGUUCGGGAAGUUUUGGUUCUGUAUACAAAGGAGUACUUCCUACCGAUGGGAGGGUAGUUGCUGUUAAGGUAUUAAACCUUCAACAACAAGGAGCUUCCAAGAGUUUCAUUGAUGAAUGCAAAGUUUUAAGAAGCAUACGACACCGUAAUCUUCUCAAGAUCAUAAGUGCAUGCUCGAGCAUUGAUAAUCAGGGUAAUGACUUCAAGAGUCUAAUUUUCGAGUUCAUGGCAAAUGGAAGUCUAGACUCAUGGUUGCACCCAAGAGAUGAUGAUCAAUCUCAAAGUAAGAGAUUGAGCCUUAUCCAAAGGCUCAAUAUUGCAAUUGACGUUGCUUCUGCAUUAGAUUAUCUCCACCACCAUUGUGAAACAACCAUUGUUCAUUGUGAUCUAAAGCCAAGCAAUGUUCUUCUUGGUGAAGAUAUGGUAGCCCAUGUUGGUGACUUUGGUUUAGCAAGGCUCCUCUUGGAAUCAUCAGAUAGUUCCUCCCAAAGUCAAACCAUUUCUGCUGGGCUAAAGGGUUCCAUCGGUUACAUUCCUCCAGAGUAUGGCAUGGGAGGCCAAAUUUCCAUCUUGGGAGAUAUUUAUAGCUUUGGAAUACUAUUGCUAGAAAUGUUCACAGGAAAAAGACCUACAGAUGACAUGUUCACAGAAGGUCUAAGCAUUCACCAAUUCACAGCCAUGGCAAUGCCUGACCAUGCCAUGGACAUUAUUGACCCUUCAUUGCUCACUGAGAGAGAUGAUGCAGAUGUUGAUGAUGAAAGAUACAAUGACAUACGAGCAAGGCCAAUUACAAAUUAUCAGGAUGGCAGCGCUAUUCGUGCAACAAGAUUGGAAGAGUGUUUGGUUUCGGUAAUGGAGAUAGGGCUCUCAUGCUCUGCAAUAUUACCAUCUGAGCGGAUACAAAUGGAUUUUGUUGUGAACAAAAUGAAGGCAGCUAGAGACUCAUAUCUCAAUUUGAGAAGAAGAAGGAGAAGAAGACGAAGCUAG